AUGAUGAUGAACUUCCACACAACCUAAGGUUUCAUCCAAACCGACCCCCUGGAAUACAGUUCAGGGUACAAACCCAGAAAGAGAUCCAGGAACAUUCUACUCCAUUAUCAUUUUACCGAAAAUUCUUUCCAAAUGGCAUAAUGGAAAGACUAGUCCAGAAUACAAAUGUGUAUGCAAGGAUUCAGAUUAUUGCUAAAACAUCUUAUGCAAAUCAUGAUGGAUCAUGGGAAGGGCGCCUGGAUAUGCACUCUCCCAAAACUGAUGUUUUGAACAAUUUUCUAGUUUUGAAUUCCCAACUUAUUCAGUGAAACAAGAUAUUUCAGUGCUUUAAAACAUGAAAUACAAUACAUAGUGCCAUCCUCUAAAAUUAUUAGACUGAAGCAGCUGAACUGUUAUUGAAUUUCUUAUUGGGAAUGGAGCAACCAAACAUGGG
This is a messenger RNA of Owenia fusiformis, 433 nucleotides long. The record is from the annotation of a GenBank genome assembly. Lineage: Eukaryota; Metazoa; Annelida; Polychaeta; Sabellida; Oweniidae.